Messenger RNA from Anoplophora glabripennis (Asian longhorned beetle), 2913 nucleotides. Its product is annotated as glutamate receptor ionotropic, kainate 2-like. The coding region runs from base 176 to 2743 and encodes 855 amino acids. The transcript is spliced from 13 exons. Gene Ontology annotation, molecular function: transmitter-gated monoatomic ion channel activity involved in regulation of postsynaptic membrane potential; glutamate-gated receptor activity. Gene Ontology annotation, cellular component: plasma membrane; postsynaptic membrane. The record is from RefSeq and is a predicted model, not a curated record. Gene Ontology annotation, biological process: synaptic transmission, glutamatergic; modulation of chemical synaptic transmission. NCBI's taxonomy places the organism in Eukaryota, Metazoa, Arthropoda, Insecta, Coleoptera, Cerambycidae.
UUGUAGAGAUAGAAUUCGACCUUUUAACUUAAUUUUCAUUAAUAAAACAUAAAUUAGUUGUUCCGUCCAAAAACAAUUUAUAUAAGGAUUACUAGGAAGUUAAAUUUAAAAAUAUUAUGUUCACAAGUAACAUACGCAUAAAAGAAUAACUAUUUCUACUAUCACAAUUGCUGCUAUGUUAAACAUAAUGGUUUUACUACUGUUCCUGGUGUGUUUAUUGGCUCAAGAUGCGUUUUGUAAUAACAUUACGUAUCGUUACACUAUCGGACUACUUCAUGAAAAUGGAUUGAAGAGAGAGAGAAUAGAUGAUACAGCUCUGGCUGCAAGUUCUAAGGAAUUUCAAAUACAUGUCGAACCCUUACACAUAGAACCUGAUGAUGCUUUUGAGUGCUUAAAUUCGACAUGUCACUUUAUUCUGAGGUAUCCAACGGUGGCAAUAUUUGGACCUACCUCGAAAAUUAACGUGGACGCAAUCCAGAGCCUUUGCAGUGCUAGAAAUAUCCCUCAUGUUUUAACCGAUUAUGUGGAUUCGCUUCAUGGCGAUACCCAAAUUAAUUUUUACCCUCACAUUGACCUAUUGAUGAAUGCGUACAUGGAUAUACUCUCUAGUAUGGACUGGAACCAAUUUACAUUUGUAUAUACGUCUAGAUAUCACACACCAUGGAUUAAAUUUAUUGAAAAGGCACAAAGUCAAGGCUAUGUCUUUGAUACUGAAUUCAUAGAUCUGAAUUUUGAUCAGGAAAGGAGCAUCGUCCAAAAAUUAAAGAAUACUGGUAAAACAUAUUUUGUAGUAGACUGCCUUGAGAAAGAUACAGUGAAUGUGUUGCAUCUCUUUCAAAAUUUUGGUAUGGUUACCGAGGGUUAUCAUUACUUUUUCACUAGUAUAGACACCUUCAAUGGAAGCAUAUUGAAUUUUAAGUUUAGUGGAGCAGAAAUUAUCAGGCUGCAGUUAGUAAAUUCUAAUGCAUAUGAGGCUCUUCUAUCCAAAUCUUGGGAAUUAUCAUAUUUACCAACAAUAUCAGAAUUUUUAACUUUUGAUGCGAUUGAGAUGCUCGCAAAUGCCUUGAAAAGUUUAAAACCAGUUGAAAACGAAAGUGUAAAUUGCGAGGAUGGCACACAGUGGGAACAUGGUGAAUCAGUUGUGAAACAAAUAAUUUCUAGUUCGUACACUGGAUUGACAGGACCAAUAAACUUUGGAUCCGAUAGAUAUAGAAAUACAUUCACAUUAUUCAUCAACGAGCUGAAGCCUCAUGAUAUGGUGGAAAUUGGAAUUUGGAACACAUCGAAUGGGUUUAAAUACACAAAACCAUUUAGUCAUGAAGAAACUGUGGAUGACUGGAAAAGCAACCCAUUGGUGGUGGCUACAUCGCUGACAGAACCUUACGCUAUGGAAAAACAAUCAGCAAGUACCUUGCAAGGGAAUGAUAGAUAUCAAGGUUUUGCCAUAGAUUUAAUAGAGGAAAUAUCAAAAAUACUAAAUUUUACGUACAUUAUUGUAAUAGGAAAUGCGACUGGUAGACCAGAUUAUGGAGAGUGGACAGGAAUGAUUGGAGACGUUCUAACGAAGAGAGCAGAUUUAAUAAUAUCAGAUGUGACUGUCACAUACGAAAGAUUAGGUGCUGUGGAAUUUACACUUCCAAUCAUGUAUACUGGUAUAACCAUUCUAUUUCAAAAACCCAUGGCCACGCCACCAAAGUUAUUUGACUUCGCUAAGCCUUUCUCUGCAGGAAUUUGGGUAGCAAUAGUCGCAGCAUUUGUGACGGUAUCAAUAAGCUUGUUUAUCGUUGGAAGAAUGUGUAACAGCGAAUGGCAAAAACUGAACGUUACUUCGAAAUACAGCACUAGUCAACUAACCUUCCCAAACACGGUUUGGUUUGCUGCCGGAAGUCUCUUUCGGCAAAAUACUCGAGUAAAAAUAAGAUCCAUUCCAGGUAGAAUUAUAGCGGCAACGUGGUGGUUACUUUGUCUGGUAGUGAUAGCAAUGUACAUAGCUGCACUAAUAUGUUACAGGGAGGAAGAUUUCGAUAUGCUCUUCUCUGAUGUAAAAAGUCUUGUUAAAAAUGCAAAAGAACAUGACAUCAAGUAUGGAGCUAAGAAAGAUGGAGCUACAAUGCAGUUCUUUGGGUCAUCUGCAGAACCUUUGUACCAGGAAAUAUACCAACAUAUGAUUGAAAAUGACGAAGAAAUGGUGUCAACAAUUGGGGAUGGCGUACAAAUGGCAUUAGAUAGCAGAUACGCAUUUUUAGGUGAGGAAACCACAAUCGAUUAUAUAACAGAGAGGUACUGCCAACUAACAAAAUAUGGUGGCCUUAUUAACGAAAACUCGUUUGGUAUCGCAAUGAGGCCUGGUUCACCCUACUUGACUGCGUUUAAUACGGCAAUCUUAAGGUUAACCAGUAUGGGUAAACUGGAGGAACUGAAGAGAAAAUGGUGGAUGCAAGGAAAUUGUGCUAGCGAAGAACCUGAAGCCGCCCCUCUCUAUGUAUACAACAUUUUAGACCUUAUACAUCUUACUCUGUUUGGCGUAGCUCUGGCAGCAGUCAGUGCAAUAGUGGAACUUCUUCUCCACGUUCUCAAAAAAAGCAAGAAACUAAAUGUUGGUUUCUCUAAAAUCCUCAAACUGGAGGUUCAACAAUGUUUUAAGAGAAACACGAAGUCAGUUAUUGAUCGCAAUUUAAUCACUAAGCCUGUCCCUGAAAACGAGGAUAAUGGGAGAACAUCUGAGGCUAUAGAAUUAUCGUAGGGUUUGACUUAACAGCUGUACGAAAUAUGUGCUUAAUACUUGUGUUUGUUGUUACAAUAAAGUAAAAUUUGUUAUUUAUUCCAUACAUUAAAAUGGUUUAAUGACCAUCCUACAGUCCACUGUGUUUUUAAUUUAUAUUAUUAUUAUGUCAUGGGAUAUUAUUGCGUUAC